Papaver somniferum (opium poppy) is the source of this 535-nucleotide messenger RNA. RefSeq names its product sodium/pyruvate cotransporter BASS2, chloroplastic-like. The record is from RefSeq and is a predicted model, not a curated record. The transcript has 5 exons. NCBI's taxonomy places the organism in Eukaryota, Viridiplantae, Streptophyta, Magnoliopsida, Ranunculales, Papaveraceae. Bases 230 to 460 code for a protein of 76 amino acids.
ACCAUUGUGGAGGCUGUAUUAUACGACGAAUUUGUUAUAUCUGGAAUUUGUGUUCAAGAGUACCUCAAAUGACCGCUCUUGGUUUAAAAGAUUUAUUCCUUCUUCGGGAUGAUAGAAAUGGCUUGGUCCACAUCCGAAGAAGAAACUUUGGAAAUUUUAUGUUGUUAAUUAUAAUAGUACAACAGAAUGAGUAUGUUGAAUCUCGCCUGUUGAUGAAUUGGAUAACUUCAUGUAUCGAACUAUAUCUGGUACGCUGUAUAACAAAAUGGAUUCCUUCAUAUUUUACUGGUUGCAUGGCCACAAACAGAUCUUUUUCACUGUUGGCUUGGGUUUUCUCAUGCUUUCGUUGGGAGUGACAUUGAAAUCUGAUGAUUUUAGGGGGUGUUUGAGGAACCAGCAGAAAGUGAACUCGUGCUCAUUAGUAAUUUAUGGAGCUUCGUCAAAAACAAUUCAUGCAUGAAACCUGUUUUAAAUUGUUAAGAGAAAAUAUCUUCUACGAACCGUUUCCAAACUAGGACUUGCUACAACAUGGUUC